AUGGUAGGAGCCGGUUUCGGAGGCUGCCCGCCCAUAGAGCAAGUGCAGAAGGCUGAGGUGGCAAGAACCUACAACGUUUCCAAGGCUCAGGGGAGGUUCUUUGAGAUCUUCGUAAAGGACGUGGUGGAGGCUCCCUGCACUUGCUUUCUGAAAGACAGGCGUGUGAAUGAUAAGGGCCUCCAGGACAGCGAUCAGCUCUACUGUGGUGCUGGGAAGUACAUGUCCUGGUACAACGUGACGGAGGACAACUUCUUUAUUCCGGGCCAGAACGCUCGUUUCAACCUCGUCUUUCAGCGGCCCAUCAUCCGCAGGGUUGUUUUUCCCAACGUGGUCUUGGGCUUUGCCGAGGCUGGGGCACACACAGGCUACACCUGGCUGGUGGAGUACCAGUGCAUGGAGCGGCUCAAAGUGCAGACUUACAUGGGCUUCAAUAUCUACCACCGGCACUGGGACCCUCCUGAGGCGGGUGUGCUUGCAAUCCGAGGGGUUAUCGAGGAAGCUGGCCUUGGGGAGCACUGGACCAGCAUCAAACCAAUGGGGGGCCCUCACUGCAACUACACAUCCUCGCCUCCUGCAGCUACGUUUCAGAGCGGCCCAGCUUUGUUGGUAUAG
This is a messenger RNA of Symbiodinium necroappetens, 612 nucleotides long. The record is from the annotation of a GenBank genome assembly. NCBI's taxonomy places the organism in Eukaryota, Dinophyceae, Suessiales, Symbiodiniaceae.